AUGUGUAUUAAGUUUACUUUGACAUCUUGCUGUAAUCAUUUAUGUAAUUCAUUCUCGGGUCAUUAUGGGAUUUCGCUUUCAUUCAUAAUAUAUCCAUCUGUCUCAGGACGCUAUCUAUCUAUCUAUCUAUCAAUCUAUCUAUCUAUCUAUCUAUCUAUCUAUCUAUCUAUCUAUCUAUCUAUCUAUCUCAUUCUGUUUUCUAACACAAGCAGUUAUUAUCUAUCUAUCUAUCUAUCUAUCUAUCUAUCUAUCUAUCUAUCUAUCUAUCUAUCUCAUUCUGUUUCUAACACAAGCAGUUAUCUAUCUAUCUAUCUAUCUAUCUAUCUAUCUAUCUAUCUAUCUAUCUAUCUAUCUCAUUCUGUUUCUAAUACAAGCAGUUAUCUAUCUAUCUAUCUAUCUAUCUAUCUAUCUAUCUAUCUAUCUAUCUAUCUAUCUAUCUAUCUAUCUCAUUCUGUUUCUAACACAAGCAGUUAUCUAUCUAUCUAUCUAUCUAUCUAUCUAUCUAUCUAUCUAUCUAUCUAUCUAUCUCAACCUGUUCCUAUCUAUUCCGACUUGUUACCUGUUUAUUAUUACGAACACUUUAAUAUGAUUUCCUUCUUUUCACACCCGUUCCACACCCCGUCACCCGUCAUAAUCGACGCCCCAACUUUUGCAGCGCAAGAAAAUCUUUCUUUUGAAGCCUACAUGAUGCGGUAUGGCUAUCUAAAAUGCAAGCCUCAUAGCAGGAAGAAAGAGAGUCGGAUGCGAAACCGUUACCGCCUGUUUAACCGACCGGGAUCGCAUCAUCUUCAUCAUCAACAGCAAUCACAGGGUUCGAGCCUACUGUUGACGCUGAACUGUGACAAACAACGUGUGUCACAGGCCAUCAUGCAGUAUCAACGAACUUACCAUUUGCCCGUCACGGGACAACUGGAUAAAGGCACAAAGGAGUUAAUGUCCGAGUCGCGAUGCGGAAAUCGUGACCAAAACGACGGCGUUGUAGACGAAGAGGUCUUACAGGCCCAGCGAAUUCUACUCCAGCAAAGAAUCCAGUCCCACCAGCAGUCUUUUCUCCGAUCGAAUCGCCGUUUUGGACGCAGUGUCGAGCUGAGGGAAUCCUUAGCUAAGGAACACAGCGAAGAAGGGACAGAUGAGAGGGAAAGUAUAAAAGAGAUUGACAACGCAGGAUCCAAUUCUGGUUCUGCUUCAAAGACAUCAACGCCAAACCCUCUCCAUCAGAACUGGCUACGUUCGCCUGACGGUCCCCAAAACACGGAGGACGACAACAGAUCCGAGGAAGAUAGCGAACCCGAGAAGGAUUUCCUUUUCCCCUCAAAGGUUUCCGACGACGAGAGUCUGUUGGCACCAUUUUCGUCGCCACGGACAACGACGGGAAUGUCUUUUCACUCUCUUCCAAAACAAGGGUCGUCUCUUCUCAAGGACGUAUUUUCACGACGACUCUCGAAGCAAACGUAUAGAGGCCAAAAUGAUCCAAAGUCUGUGAUUCAUAACCAGAAUUAUAAAUCAAAAAUUUCUAUAGGCACUGCGCAAACAGCAGAAAACUCUUUUACUCUUGACCCUUCUUUAAAAUAUGGAGGCACCAACGAACAGUUUGAUAAAAAAGACGGUCAAAGCAGACGGCCAAGGACGCUUGGUCCGCUGCUAGACAAAACAAACUUAUACGAAAGCCGUCACCGAUGGCGAUCGACGUCUGGCUCAACAAUGGGACGACCCAGCAAAAACAACCCACAAACGAAAUCUGUCACCGCAGCCACCAAUUCUCUUAUUUCCUUUUCUUCUUUGCCUUCUGUCCCCUCCACAGCGGGAACCCCACCGAUUGUCGGGGGUGUUCACAAUUACUUACAUAACGAUGAGGCCCGUCUUACGACGGGCUCACAGGCGACACCGUCACCAUGGUGGCUUCCUUCCUUUCCCCGCAAAUAUCCUUUAUUGUCAAGCUCGUCACUUUCAUUUGUGCACCACCCCUCGACCCAUUCGCGGUCAUCAACCCCGGCUUCGUCAUCUUUUAUAAAAUCUACUCGUGUUCCGCACACAGACUCUGGGGCGAGCACUGACCCCAUUAGAUCAUUAGAUGGCGACGGUUCACUAAGGCCUAAGUACAACCAUAAUUUAAGAACAGACAACAGUAGCAAUGAGUUUAGUAGUGCUACUAGUAGUAUCAGUAGUAAUAGUGUUCUGUUGAAUAGGACAUCUUUGAAGACGACGACGACCCCAGAGACGACACGAUCGUCAUUCGAGUCGGAACCUGUUGAAUAUUUGACAAAUAAGAGUGUUUUAAAUAAAUCUCUUGACAAUGAUGAGAACGAGGCAGCCUUCACCGGCGAAAGGAAAGAUAAUGGACAAGGACUUACUACUGAAACGACUACUAUACCUAAUGGUCAUGGGCCGGAUAAUUUGGAAGUGAGCAACCGGAAGUGGACGCAGGUCCGAGUUGAAAGCCAACCCCAGUUUGUUCCGAUCGAAGGACGUUUAGACAGAAACGAGAACAACCUGGCCGAAAAACGCCCGUGUCGUGCGGGCAGAGCCGAUUCUCGGGACAUCGCUUGCCCCCCUUGCAAACGGCGGGCGAGUGUCGGAUCGUCUGGCUCGUCUCAGACGCUGACGUUAAGUAAAACAGGUCGUGAAUCGAACCGUUAUCGCUGUCGUCGCCGACGCCGUCGUCUUCGUCGACAAGGACGUCACCGUCGGAAACUACUACUUGAAAGGGGUACCACCUUUGCAUCACCCCCACCAACCUCUGAAUUUUCGUCUGUUUUCCCAUCGCGACGACCGUCGUCAUCAUUAUCAUCAACAUCAUCAUCGUCAUCCUCCUCCUCCUCCUCCACAUCGUCAUCAUCAUCAUCAUCAUCAUCAAAGCAGCGACUGAAAAGAUCGCCAGCGCUUCAGUAUCUUAUGACGAACAGUAUUCCGGUUGGGUCACAGCCGAAAUCGAGAUCAUGGCCACGCCCUACAAACACGAAGUCUUUCACGAGAGAAAGCCCGGCAUAUCACCCUACUCCAACCACGCCGCUUUUAUCAACACCAUCAUCCAGGCCACAAACUGAAUCACCAAGCAAUUCCUCUUCCCAAUCGGAAGCCUCCCCAUCUGCCAUUGCUUCUACCCCUCCAUCAUCACCUGUUUCCCCUCGCCCCUCGAAGCCUUUGACUGUCAACGGAACCCCAUCGUUGUCUCUUAGGGCAUCGGCAAUAGACAACACACACUUGGUCAGUACUGGGGAAUUGACAGGUGGUGAUGUUGCCAAAUUUUCAAGAGAGCCAACGAGUUGGCCUGAACUUGGUAAACAAGGAGACGCUAGUGAACGAGUCACCCAGGGCGCCCAAAUGAAGUCCAGCGUAAAUUAUGAGUUAGCAGGAAGUGCGCAUUUGGGGACAAGUAAACGUAAUGACCGAAAUAGUCGGUUUGAAAAAGAAAGCAAUAAUAAUAAUAAUAAUAAUAAUAAUAAUAAUAAUAAUAAUAAUAAUGGAUUGGAUGAUCAUGUAGCUUUCAAGCGACGAAGGAAAGAACUUUUACGUCGGCCUUCUCCGGAUUCGACGUCAUUUCUCAAGUCGCUAGAGUUGACAACUCCACAUACAAGGUGGUGGAACAAACCCCAGAAGAAGUCCUUACUUUUAUCUCUAAUUCGAUACAGAAUGAGUCCCGAGGAAAGGCAACAUUUUCAGGUGCGAUCAAAUUUCUUGCAUCGGACUAUUGAACAAUUAAAAAAGACUGACCCACUUUGGCUCCGAGGUAUCCCGGCUCAGGAAAGGACCAAACGAUCAUUAGUGGUCAACAAUAUGACCGCCUGGGGUCAGAUGUUUAAGAAGAAAGUGGUCCGUUGGCGUCUGCUUUCCUCGGGCUAUAGUAAUCGAAUACCAUUGGAAGAGCAACGGGCAACGCUCACUUUGGCCUUUCGCAUGUGGAGCGAAGUUAUACCGAUUAAUUUUGUGGAGGAUCUUACAAGUGAUGUGCGAGAUGUGGAUAUACACAUCGCAUUUGGGAGGGGUGCCCUCUCGUUCUUUCUUUCUUUCUUUCUUUCUUUCUUUCUUUCUUUCUUCGCCAAGCUACCCUUUCUUUCUUUCUUUCUUUUCCGUUUCUUUCUUUCUUUCUUUCUUUCUUUCUUUCUUUCUUUCUUUCUUUCUUUCUUUGUUUUGUUUUCUGUGCUUUCUUUCUUUUUUUCGUUUUUUUUGUUUUCUGUUUUUUCUUUCUUUCUUUCUUUCUUUCUUUCUUUCUUUCUUUCUUUCUUUCUUUUCCGUUUCUUUCUUUCUUUCUUUUUUUUUUUUUUUCUUUUUCUUUUCUGUUUCUUUCUUUCUUUUUUGUUUCUUUCUUUCUUUCUUUCUUUCUUUCUUUCUUUCUUUCGUUUUUUUUGUUUUCUGUUCUUUCUUUCUUUCUUUCUUUCUUUCUUUCUUUCUUUCUUUCUUUCUUUCGUUUUUUUUGUUUUCUGUUCUUUCUUUCUUUCUUUCUUUCUUUCUUUCUUUCUUUCUUUCUUUCUUUCUUUUGUUUUGUCUUCCGUUCAUUUUCUUUCUUUCUUUCUGUUGUUUUCUGUUCGGUUCUGUUCUAUUCUUUCUUUCUUUCUUUCUUUCUUUCUUUCUUUCUUUCUUUCUUUCUUUCUUUCUUUUGUUUCCCGUUCUUUCUUUUGUUUUUUUCAUUCUUUCGCUGACAUCAUUUGCUUUCUUUCUUUUCUUUUUUCCGUUCUUUUCUUGCUAAUUUCUUUCAUUUUCUUCGGGGCUUGUAUUAUGAAGAAAAUUUCUCCUUUCACAGAAUUACGUAACUAG
Molecule: messenger RNA, 4752 nt
Organism: Acanthosepion pharaonis
Lineage: Eukaryota; Metazoa; Mollusca; Cephalopoda; Sepiida; Sepiidae
Source: the annotation of a GenBank genome assembly